This is a messenger RNA of Chroicocephalus ridibundus (black-headed gull), 1686 nucleotides long. RefSeq names its product regulator of G protein signaling 7 binding protein (gene RGS7BP). The record is from RefSeq and is a predicted model, not a curated record. The coding region runs from base 3 to 776 and encodes 257 amino acids. Gene Ontology annotation, biological process: G protein-coupled receptor signaling pathway. NCBI's taxonomy places the organism in Eukaryota, Metazoa, Chordata, Aves, Charadriiformes, Laridae. Gene Ontology annotation, cellular component: neuron projection; postsynapse; nucleus. The transcript is spliced from 6 exons.
GCAUGAGCGCGGCACCGAGCGGGCGCAGGAAGCGCCCCCGCGCCCCCGCCGCCGCCUCCAUCUUCCCGGGCAGCAAGACCUCGCCCCGCCGCCGCGACGGUGAACGGCGGGGCAGCGGCUGCGAGGGCGCCCACCAGACCCAGCGAGCCCUGGAUGACUGCAAGAUGCUUGUCCAGGAGUUCAAUACCCAGGUGGCUCUGUAUCGGGAGCUGGUCAUUUCCAUUGGGGAUGUCUCGGUCACCUGCCCAUCUCUGCACGCGGAAAUGCACAAAACUCGAACUCGGGGAUGUGAGAUGGCCUAUCAGGCUCAUCAAAAACUAGCAGCUAUUUCUGGCCCAGAAGAUGGUGAGAUUCAUCCUGAAAUCUGUAGACUGUACAUCCAGUUGCAAUGUUGCUUAGAAAUGUACACAACAGAAAUGCUUAAGUCCAUAUGUCUGCUAGGAUCACUGCAGUUUCAUCGGAAAGGAAAAGAACCUUGUGCCCCACCCAAGAUCCUAGAUACUAAAGUGGAGGAGAGUUCCGAAGUACCUAUUUUAGAAGACACGUCAUCAUCACCAACAGAUAUUCAACAGCAUUUAUGGCAGGUUUCCACAGAUAUUGAAAACACUGAAAGAGAUAUGAGAGAAAUGAAAAACCUUUUAAGUAAACUCAGGGAGACUAUGCCUUUACCACUGAAAAAUCAAGAUGAUAGCAGCCUCCUAAACUUGACUCCAUAUCCAUUGGUAAGAAGACGGAAGCGAAGAUUCUUUGGACUGUGUUGUCUUGUCUCAAGUUAGAAGAUUAAGUACAGAAGCACCAAGAAAAUCAUAACUUUGAUUAAACCACUAUUAUUUGACCACUGAGAAGACGAACAUUGCUACUCUUGAUUAUAAAGUACAUUUUCUACGCAAUUCCUUUUUCUCUUCUGUUCCAUCCCCCUUUUCAAAAAAAGAGUUUUAAUAGUUUAAAGUUAUGGUGGUCAAAAACCAGCUGUGGAAAAGAUCUAGCAUAACUAAGAAUGUUUUUAAAACUUUUUGAAGUAUGUUUUGCAUGCUUACUUUCAGCCACUCAGAGAAAAGACGAAUUAUGGUAAUAGAUAAUUUUAAAGUUUUUUUUAUUGUUUGAACUGCAGCUAAAAGUUUGUGCAUAGUACAGUAAUCUUAUUAGUAUCAUAUUAAAAUACUUGAUCAUAUUCUAACAGUCUUUAAGCAUAGAAAACUAUUUAACAGCAAAAGUAUUAAACUUCUAAAACAUUUAAACAAUAUUGUAACAGAAUUUGCACAAAAUAUCCAGUUGCUUUUUGUGCUCUCAUUCAUAUUUAGUCUUCCACUAUAUCUCAAUUUAAAAGUUUCAUAGAAAGAUAUCUUAAUUUACGAUACACAAACCAUAUAUGAAAAUACUUAUGACUUGUAAAUACAGAGAAAUCAUAGUAUCUACAUACUGUACAAUGCAUAGAAGCAGCAAAUUUCCUUCUAAGCCGAUAGUGUCUCUACAAGCUUUUGGGGAAAAUAAAUAAUUUAUUAAAAGAAAAUGUAUUAAAGUAAACAAUGUAAAACACAGCACCAACUGAUUUUGUUUCCAAUAGAACUCAAAGCAUGGCGUCUGCAUAUCACUAAGUAUUAACUCCUAUAGGGCAUGCCAGAAUUAUCUCACAUUGUAAGAUACUAAACGUUUUACAUUGUUAAUAAAGUUUUUUAUUUAAAUUAA